UGCCUCCCUCCAAGCCGGUGGCCCACGUCCCCUCGUCGCCCACGGUGGGCAGCCGGGCCGUGCUGCGCUGCUCCGAGGGCGAGGGCUCGCCACCCCCCACCUUCCGCUGGUACAAGGACGGAGCGCUGAUGCCCCAGGACCCCAAAACCAGCGCCAGCUUCCUCGAAUCCUCCUCCACCAUGGCCCCCGCCACGGGCGAGCUGAUUUUCGAACCCCUGAGCGAAUUCGACACCGGGGACUACACCUGCGAGGCCACCAACAACGUGGGCUCCCCCCAGAAAUCCGACGUCCACCGCAUGGAAGCCAGUAAGGGGCAUGGAGGGGGGGACACGACAUGGGGACACUCGU
This is a messenger RNA of Mesitornis unicolor (brown roatelo), 348 nucleotides long. Its product is annotated as junctional adhesion molecule A-like. Gene Ontology annotation, cellular component: bicellular tight junction. Gene Ontology annotation, biological process: cell adhesion; establishment of endothelial intestinal barrier; regulation of membrane permeability. The record is from RefSeq and is a predicted model, not a curated record. Lineage: Eukaryota; Metazoa; Chordata; Aves; Mesitornithiformes; Mesitornithidae.